Sceloporus undulatus (fence lizard) is the source of this 3028-nucleotide messenger RNA. RefSeq names its product TNF receptor associated factor 7 (gene TRAF7). Gene Ontology annotation, biological process: Notch signaling pathway; ribosomal large subunit assembly. Gene Ontology annotation, cellular component: nucleolus. The transcript has 21 exons. NCBI's taxonomy places the organism in Eukaryota, Metazoa, Chordata, Lepidosauria, Squamata, Phrynosomatidae. Gene Ontology annotation, molecular function: zinc ion binding; protein binding. Bases 242 to 2254 code for a protein of 670 amino acids. The record is from RefSeq and is a predicted model, not a curated record.
CGUAAGCCGCUUCCAGCUGCGGCAGCUGGGCGGCUGCGGACUGAGGGAGGCGGCGGCGGCGGCGUCAGGGCUUUUCGGACAGAGAAAGCGGCGGGCGGGGACGAGUCGCCGCCAUGCGCCGGAGAGCUGCGCGCGGGCCAGCAGGGCCUCCUCCGCUUCUUCCUCGGCGCGCCGCUCCUCCGUUUUCCCCUCAGCGGCACACAGAGGUGGCUUUUGUGACCUUCAAGUGCAGGACUAGAUUAUGAGCGCCAACAAGAACACCCGCUACAAUCGUUUCCCCAGCGGUACGACGACCAGCCCUUCCUCAGAAAACAAUAACGGGACAAGAAUGGAGACAACCUUUGGGCCAACUUAUGCUGCCGUGACCACCAUCACCAAAGCGGAUGGGAGCAGUACGUUCCAAAAGCAUCGCCGGACGCCUUCUUCCUCCAGCACCCUCACCUAUUCCCCACGCGAUGAAGAUGAUAGCAUGCCCCCAAUCAACACUCCACGUCUUUCCGACUCGGCCAUCUCCGUCCGCUCAUUGCAUUCAGAGUCCAAUAUGUCCCUGCGUUCAACUUUCUCUCUCCAUGAGGAAGAGGAGGAGCCAGAGCCGCUGGUGUUUGCUGAGCAGCCGUCGGUGAAACUCUGCUGCCAGUUGUGUUGCAGUGUGUUUAAAGAUCCAGUGAUCACAACCUGUGGGCACACAUUUUGCAGGAGAUGUGCCUUAACCUCUGAGAAGUGCCCAGUGGACAAUGCCAAACUGACUGUGGUGGUCAACAACAUCGCCGUGGCAGAGCAAAUUGGGGAGCUCUUCAUCCACUGCAAGUACGGCUGCCGGCCCACUGCUAGUGGCAAGCCUUCGACCUUCGAGGUGGACCCCCACGGGUGCCCCUUCACCAUUAAACUGAGUGCCAGGAAGGACCAUGAGGGCAGCUGCGACUACAGGCCGGUGCGUUGCCCCAACAAUCCCAGCUGCCCACCGCUUCUCAAGAUGAACCUGGAAGCCCACUUGAAGGAGUGCGAACACAUCAAGUGCCCCCAUUCCAAAUACGGGUGUACAUUCAUAGGAAACCAGGACACUUAUGAGACUCACCUGGAAAUGUGCAAAUUUGAGGGCCUCAAAGAGUUCCUCCAGCAAACAGAUGACCGCUUCCAUGAGAUGCAGGUGGCCAUGGCCCAGAAGGACCAGGAAAUUGCCUUCCUGCGGUCGAUGCUAGGCAAGCUUUCAGAAAAGAUUGACCAGCUGGAGAAGAAUCUAGAGUUGAAGUUUGAUGUACUGGAUGAAAACCAGAGCAAACUGAGUGAAGACCUGAUGGAGUUCCGGAGAGAUGCCUCCAUGCUCAACGAUGAGUUGUCCCAUAUCAACGCUCGGCUUAACAUGGGGAUCUUGGGCUCAUAUGAUCCCCAGCAAAUCUUCAAGUGCAAAGGCACCUUUGUGGGGCACCAGGGCCCAGUCUGGUGUCUUUGUGUUUACUCCAUUGGGGACUUGCUCUUCAGUGGCUCUUCGGACAAAACAAUUAAGGUGUGGGAUACCUGCACCACGUACAAGUGCCAAAAGACCUUGGAAGGCCACGAUGGCAUUGUCCUGGCCCUCUGCAUCCAAGGGAACAAGUUGUACAGUGGCUCUGCUGACUGCACCAUCAUUGUCUGGGAUAUUCAAACCUUGCAGAAGGUGAACACCAUCCGGGCACAUGACAACCCUGUGUGCACACUGGUCUCCUCGCACAACAUGCUGUUCAGUGGCUCCUUAAAAGCCAUCAAGGUCUGGGACAUUGUGGGCACUGAGUUGAAGCUGAAAAAGGAGCUGACAGGCCUUAAUCACUGGGUCCGCGCCCUUGUGGCAUCCCAGAAUCACCUGUACAGCGGCUCCUACCAAACAAUCAAGAUCUGGGACAUCCGGAACCUGGAGUGUGUGCAUGUCCUCCAGACGUCAGGCGGUAGCGUCUACUCCAUUGCAGUCACCAACCACCACAUUGUCUGUGGCACCUACGAGAAUCUCAUUCACGUAUGGGACAUCGAGUCAAAAGAGCAGGUGCGCACACUGACAGGACACGUGGGCACCGUAUAUGCCCUGGCCGUCAUCUCCACGCCUGACCAAACCAAAGUCUUCAGUGCUUCAUAUGACCGGUCCUUGCGGGUAUGGAGCAUGGAUAACAUGAUCUGCACACAGACUCUGUUGCGCCACCAGGGCAGCGUCACUGCAUUGGCCGUCUCCAGAGGUCGCUUGUUCUCCGGUGCCGUCGACAGCACUGUUAAGGUUUGGACGUGUUAGUGGGUGCCGCCACUCACUCUGGGAACGCCGGACUACCAAAUACCACUCCAGCGCCACACACUCCUUGUACCACUUCCCUUCUCCCCGAAGCGCUGCCACGACCCGCCAGCUGUGAGAUGGAGCUUCACGGCCCACAUACCUCAGCAAUGCCACCAGUUCCUGCAGCAGACCAAGUGCACACCCCGCACCCCGCAGGACAGUUUGGACUGGCGAGAAAGUUGAUUGAUGUGGUUUCUUUCCCAGAACACUGUGCGAGGGGAGUUCUGUCUGGACGCCUUCAUUGCCGCAGCAUAGGACGCUGAAUGCUUUAGCUCUGCAUCAGCUGAUGAAGCGCAUGGGUCUCAGGCAGCAGCUUUGGCAUAAGAUGGGACCGAGCUGGUCAGCACACACUCCCACUGCGCACCUCGCAAACAGCAAUGCCAGAGCCAAGUAUGCCAGAGGGGACCCAUUCUUGGUCCUGGUGUUUAAUUUAUCUGCUAAGCUCUUUUUUGUUUGUGUCCACCACCAACGAUAAAAAGAAAAGAAUGGUUUUUCUUCCCGUGUAACCAGGUACGAUUUUUACGUCACGAACGCCCUUUCCCUUUUCACUUCAGGUACCACAAGGCCAUCCACCCAAAACACAGCCAUCAUGUCAUGUCAUGACAGCCUCCAUGGUAAAGACAGGGACAGUCCACCGUUGUGUUUUUACUGACAUUUUCUACUGUUUUUAAGAUUGUGAUAUAGAUUUGGAUUGUUUCUUCCUUGACAAUAAAAAUGGACCAUUGUUUUAGGCAA